AAGGCAUUUGUUGUUAUGCGCAGAUGGGCCCUUCGCAUCCCAUCUCUCGUCCAUUAGCCUCACAUGCAUUAGCCACACAUGCUUUCCAUGCGCUGGAGAGGGAUGAGAAAGGACGAUCAAUCUGUAAUUUUAAAUGGAGCAGCAACAGGAAGAAGAAAGAAGAGAGAGAGAGAGCUAAGUGGAUGUUUGUUACAGAUGUUUGCACAGCAGGCCUUCUAAAAGGCAGGCUCUAGGACCCUGGGGACACCUAUGCUGGUAAUGAAUUCCUAUGGGAUGCACCUGCUGCAGAGAGUGGAAGGGAGAUUGAAGCCAAAUGCAAGGAGAUGGGCUUUGCAAAAGGAACUCCUUGCAGUUGGAUCCCACAUCUGGACUGAGCAUCAGAUCAAAAAUUUACCUUAAACCCCAAGAAAAAGUUGCAUUGGCACAGAAGACCUUGUAAAACUACAACUCCAUUGCUCCAAAGUUUGUGGAGAGCGAUGGGUUGCGCUUUGUCUGGCGCACAGGAUCCUCCCAUUGCGGAAGAGUGCUCCCCCCUGGAUGAUAGGUUAGAUCUGAAUCAGGAAACUACAGAGCCCUUCGCGCUUUCAGAGACCCAGAAGGACCUGAUCCGAGAGUCCUGGGAAAUCCUGCACAAGGACAUCACACGAGUGGGGAUCAUAGUCUUUAUCAGGCUCUUUGAGACCCACCCAGAAUGCAAGGAUGUCUUCUUCCUCUUCCGUGACAUCGACGACUUGCAGCAGCUGAAGAUGAGCAAGGAGCUGCAGGCUCACGGCCUCCGGGUCAUGUCUUUCAUUGAGAAGAGCGUGGCACGGAUGGACCAGGAACCGAAGCUGCAGCAAUUGGCCUUUGAAUUGGGCAGAAGCCAUUGCCGGUACAAAGCGCCUCCCAAAUAUUACGAGUACAUUGGUACCCAGUUCAUCCAAGCAGCCCAACCCAUCCUGAAAGAAGCCUGGACCCCAGAGACUGAAAAGGCCUGGGAGGGCUUGUUCCGAUACCUGGCAGCAACUAUGCGGAGAGGCUACUAUAAAGAACAGAAGGCUACGAGCAAGAAUUAGUCCAGAGACCAAAUCCGAAGACCGUUCGCAAGCCUCCUCCGACCUGGGCCUGGUAUAUCCGAGGAUCAGCUCACCUCCACCUUUUCUACAAUCCUGUGUAUUCCCUGCUCCUGUUUCCCAAGGGCGACUUUUAUUUUUCCGGCAGGACGCAAGGGGUGGCUUGGCCAGGAUGGGCAAGAGAUGCACACCUGGCCUUCAUUGGUCAUAUCUGGGCUACGGACACAUUUGUCUCACCAGGUUUGGUUGUGAUUUACACCUGGAAGUAGGCUGUGGUUACGGAAAUCUAGGCCUUUUGAGGAGUGUUUUCGGGGUUAAAAGAAAAGGAAAGCAGAAAGAUUUGAGGGAGGACGAUAGGACCAUUAAAAGAAGUCCUUAGCCCAGUGUUUCUCAACCUGGGGGUCGGGACCCCUGAGGGGGUCGUGAAGGGGUGUCA
Molecule: messenger RNA, 1488 nt
Organism: Anolis sagrei ordinatus
Lineage: Eukaryota; Metazoa; Chordata; Lepidosauria; Squamata; Anolidae
Source: RefSeq, a predicted model, not a curated record